UUGAAACCCUAGCGUAGAAAGGGUGGUUUUUCAUCAGAAGUUGUUCUUAUCGGCCCUCUGUUUCUGUUCUCUCUCCCUUCCUCCUCUCUUCUGUUCUUGUAGGCCUCUCCAUUUCUCUUUCUUCUUCCUCGCCCGAAGCAAUGGAGGAGAUAACAGACGCGGUGAACAGCAUGACCAUCUCUGAGACCCACAAGAAAAACAGGAUUCAGGUCUCCAACACCAAGAAGCCCCUCUUUUUCUAUGUCAACCUCGCUAAGAGAUAUAUGCAACAACAUAACGAAGUGGAGCUUUCUGCCCUAGGCAUGGCGAUUGCAACUGUUGUCACAGUGGCAGAGAUACUUAAAAACAACGGACUGGCUGUAGAAAAGAAGAUCAUGACAUCAACCGUUGACAUGAAAGAUGAAUCAAGAGGACGCCCAAUUCAAAAGGCCAAAAUUGAGAUCAUGCUGGGGAAGACAGAGAAUUUUGACGAGUUGAUGGCAGCUGCAGCCGAGGAGAGGGAGUUGGCUGGAGAGGAGCAAAGUUAGGACGUUUGACGUGCUUGCUUGGUUUUACCGUGCAUGUGAUGCUGAAGAAUGGUUUGUAGCGUGCCUUUCUGAAUAUUGGACGGGGUGAUUAUCUAUUCAGCUUGCGUUCGUCGUGGCGAGUGAGUUUUGGUAGAUCUAGUGAUGCGAUAACUUCUGUAAUACAUAAUUUCAAAUUUCUAUUAGAAUAGCAAUGUUCUUUCGAUAACUAAUUGCUUCCAGAGUAUGGCAUUGUUACUCGGUUUGGUGGACUGUGUAACAGUUUCUCGUUU
This is a messenger RNA of Nymphaea colorata (pocket water lily), 796 nucleotides long. RefSeq lists its product as uncharacterized. The record is from RefSeq and is a predicted model, not a curated record. Gene Ontology annotation, cellular component: nucleus. Gene Ontology annotation, molecular function: RNA binding. Lineage: Eukaryota; Viridiplantae; Streptophyta; Magnoliopsida; Nymphaeales; Nymphaeaceae. The coding region runs from base 141 to 527 and encodes 128 amino acids. The transcript is spliced from 5 exons.